UACGAUAGCAUUUUUUUCUUGUCCACCUCCAGUUACGAAUUAGGAUUGAUGCAGCAGACGACAUGUUAUUUUUGUCUGGUUUGAAAAGCUGAUUGUCAAGAAUGGAACCCGCAGGUUUUGUUUGCAUGCAUGCAUUCGCAAAAACAAUUUUGAAUAUCGAUCCCUACUUAAAUCGUGGAGGUGGGUUAUUAAAUUGUAAAACAUUUACAUGUGGAAGAGCGUUAAACCAAAAUGCAUACGUUAAACCAAAAGCAUAUAUAGGAUGGAAGGCAUCACCAAUGGAAAUCAAUUAGCUGUUCAAGUUAACUAUCCAGUUCUAAACUUCUAAUUGGUUUUCUCAAAUCUGCCACUAUAACUUUUGUGGAUAUCUACGUCUAUCUUAUUAUAUCAAGAAAAGAUGCAGAGAAAUUAAUGCCUAUAUCUUCUGGCAGUCGGUUUGAUAUGCUGCUAAAUUAUUGGCGCAAGUAGAUCCUUGAACCAACAUUAAUAAUCCUCCUCGAAGACCCAAAUGCUACGAGACAAAGGAAGAAAGGUUUGCGCAGGGAAGUGUUUGAUAUCGUGACUUAAAAAUUUAACUUUCCAUGAAACUCUUGACCAAACCUAAAAAACAAAACUUCAUGAGUGUUAAACUCGUGAAAGUUAAACUCUCCAAGAUGAAUAUAUCAUAGAUUUCAAAAGCGGUAUCAGUUUGAAAUUCAGUGAGUACAUUUUACCCAGAUUUUAAUAGUGCAUUGAACUCCAUCGUUUCACAAAAUAAUCAAAGAUACAUGAACAUAUUGAUGGGAUAUGGACUGUAUUAUAAUAAAUACUCUCUCAUCCUUCUCAAAUUAUUUUCUGUACCCAAAGAUGCGAACGUAGUGCGCAUUAGACUUUGGCAAUGGUGGUUUGCUUAUUAAUAAUUGUUUUAUAAACAAAUAUUUCCAUGAUCUCAUUUAUUGCCCAUUUUUAUAAUUUCCAUUAGCGUUGACAAAACAGCAUAUAGGUUAUAGUUUUAUCAUCCUUUGAAAUAAACCCUACCCCAAUGAUGGUUAUAUUCCAAGUACCAAAUUUCGAAGAUGCAUUAAUUAAUCAAUUCCAGCGCAUAAAUUCGAUCGAGAUAAUUAAAUACUCAUAUACUCUAAUAACAAAAGAAUCUACUGGUCGAAUUUAAAUCGUUCUUGUUACUUUUAUCCAAAGAAUUGGAUAGAUGUGUGAUUCUUAUAGCUUCAUGUGAAGCCUAGCAGUAUGCGCAUAAACAAAUAGUCAUUGCUUGUGAAUCUCAUUUAAUUCGAUUCGAUGCACUGACUUCGAAUGGGACGGACUAUAUAGUUUUAUAUAAGUUGAUCAACUAUAUAGUAUUACUGAACAUUUCUAAAAUUAAAUAUGACAAAGACUUAGGGAAUGACAUGUCAAAUUUGUCUCCAAAAAUAUGAAAUGAAGUAUGCUUCUAAACGAUGGAACGUGGCGUUACCUUUAACACUCAUUUAUAUUGGUUUCCAAACUAUCUCUAUGUACACAACUAUUUAUAUACAGAUGAAACCAACAAUCACAAAAUGCCAACUAAAAUGUUAAAAUGGUAACUUGUGAACAUAUUGUUUUGGUUGAUACUAGGAAUGUAUUCAAACCUUGUAGCAGUAAAAGGGUAAACUCAGACAUAUCAAUGUCAUUAUCAGGUGUUUAAAAAAAAUUAUAGUACAUUAGAUUUAUCAAUCAAUCUCACAUGAAUCUAAUAAUACAUAUACAUACGAACAUAUAAAUCAACACAGAUAAACUAUAUACAAACGAACAAAUUGUUUACACCUUUUCCCCACGUAAGCGGUACAAAUCGCGUUCUCUCACCUUGGCUCUUCUCAUUUGAUAAUAAUAUAUAUGUAUGGUUAGCACUAGGCGUUCCAUUAACCACCCAAUAUGUUUGACCCAAAGUUUAGAACAUAACAGUUCAAACGCACACUGUUGGAUUCAAGUUCUAGAAAAACAUAUUAACUUUGUAUUCGCUCUGGGAUGAACCUAGUGCUAAUAAGUGCGUAUAAAUCAUAUAAAUGAAUUUUCAUAAAUGCAUAUACGAUCAACAGAAUGAGUGUUUUUAUUUGGUAGACCUUCGACAACCCACCGAAUUGAUGGUAUCCAUGUAUUUCUUAUCAGCUAUCAAUCAUGGGAGGUCGUGAUCUAUUUAUUUAUGGACAAAAUAGUAUCAGCAUUAUUAUUGUUCAAUUUUUCUUUUUCGUUUUGGAAGGUUUGAUUAUCAACUUUGUCCGGAUAGUAACCAAAGUGUGUAUACUUGUGAUGUGUAGCGCAUUAAAAGAUCUCAUUCAAUUUUAUAAAACCUAGUUAAGUUAUUUACGAAGUAAUAUUUUCGUUUUCUAAUGGAUAGUCAAUAAUUCCAUGGCGUGCACGCAUGAAGUCAUGUGAUGUUCAUACAAGGGUAGCAACUUAACCUACCAAGCAAUUUACAAAUCCUUACUUAGUAUUUUAAUUUAGCCAUAACUAGUUAGUUUUAAUCCGUAUUGUUUCCUUCAUUCAUUCAUGUGGCUCAUCUGCAAAAUUCCAAAAUACUCAAAGCCACAAACUUUAAUAAUGUAUGCUUUGGAGUUUAUACCACUGAUCUAGUAAUAUGGAGUUAGUUUAGGCACUGAUCAUCAGCCAGUAGAUCUAAUGGGUAUUCGAAAAGAUUUUAAAAGGGAUAGUUAGAACUUAGAACUAUCCCAGUCAAAGGAAACCACCAUUUUUGCCAUAGCAAGAAUUCAAAAGUUUGCUGGACCAGUCUAAUCUUUAUGUCAUAUCAUUAGCUCUUGUCGUCACCAUAUAAUUUAUUAUUAUUUGGAGCAUUCGAAAUGUGGACAAAUUUAAAUUAUUUUGUUUGUAAUAAUAAAUGCACUUCUACCUUUCUCCUUCAAACAUACAAAAUUUUCACAUAUAGUCCAAAACCAAAAACGUUAAUUAAGUUAAUCUGUUCAGUCCGUAUAUAGAUGCUAUAUAAUAUAGUUAAAGUUAGAUAAGCUAAACUCAAAUGGAAGUAAAACAGUAGAAGUGAAUGUGGAAAGAUACUUGACUUUGAUAGAGGGUACAGACACAGUCAGAAAAAUAAAUGCCUCUAGACCUACAGAACUCUGGUCAUCUGCUAAUUACGACGCAGUUCUGAAAAAUCUCUCUGCAAUCUUCAUUUUUAUUUAUAUAUUCUUUUGUAAUUUUUAGAACAUGCUUCACCGUUUGUUGCUCAGAUUCUAUUUCUAACAUCACGUGCCACAUGAACAAUGUUUGACUUCUCUUUUUUCGGCAAAACAAAAUAUCAGAACAACUAGACAAAGUCGAGAAAGUAAGGUUUAGUUUCUUCUACACUGAACCACAUUGGAAGGUAAAUAUGAAUCCAAAUACGCCAGGUUAUAAUUGUUUAGUGUUGAGAUAUAAUAAUCAAUUCAUCAAGUUAAAUUUGGUUAUCAAAAAAAUAAGUGAAAAUUUUACAAGCAAAUGGAACAAAGAUUUACAUGCAUGCAAUUUUUUUUUCCAUGCAAAUGGAACAAAGAUCGCCGGGUCUUUAGUCAAAUGAAAAUCCCAUAUGCAUAUGGUCGGUUCCAUCGUUGACCUUUUUUUAUUUUAUCGUCCAUCCCAAUGAAAACCAUUUGAAAGAUCAAACCCAAAUAUAAAAGUAUGUAAUAUGACCUUCAUAAACAAAGAUUAUAGUUUAAAAAAUAGGAAGGGGACGUAACAAAUCAGUGAUUAUUUUUCUUCGAGGCAAGAAACUAUGAAAGAUUUACAUGCAAAAUGCAAACAAAAGCCAUUUCAGACGCAUGAAGUCAUAAUUUUCACCUUUUAAUAUUGCUUACAAUAAAAAAUAAUUAAAUGUUUCUAAACGUCAGUAAAGAAGAAAUAUCUUUCUCUCUCUCGUCUUUAUCUUAUUUAAUAUCUCCAUCUUCCUUAUGAUCAAUAAUGCCCAAAGCUCCCUUCAUCUUCUAUAUAAUCACUUAGAGAAAAAAAGAGUGGAAGAUAGAAAGAACUUUUUUUCUUCAUUUGUUUAGCUGAAAAUGGUGUUUGGUUGGAGAAAAGCGUUCUGCACAUCCUUUCCUAGUAAUCAAGACAAAUCUCAUCAAUCAUCAUCAGACCUUCUCCACACUGAUCCACCUAUUCCCACACCAAGACUCCGAUCAAAGUUCGGUUUUUUCUCAAACCCAUCAACUCCCCGCCUCCGAUCUCGCGGCGGAGGUGGUGGAAACGGAUGCCGCUCCGUCGCUUCAACCGCAGCCGCUACUCCAUCUCUUCCCACUAGUCCCAGACUCCAAUGCAGGACUACAAGCAAUGCUACUCCGAGGACAAGUAACCCCUCGACUCCUAAGUUUCUCUCUAACCCUUCUUCUCCCAAAUCAUCAUCUCCUUCCUCCCACGCCGGCGUCUCUCUCCUCCGUGCCACACUUCUUCUCAACCAGAGCAAUAGCAACAGAUGUGGGAUAUGUCUACAGAGAGUUCACUCCGACCAAAUCAAUUCGACGGCGAUUUUCACGGCGGAGUGUUCACAUUCGUUCCACCUCUCUUGCGCCGUUAGAUUACAAGACAAGCGCUGUCCUUUCUGUUCCACCGCGUGGAGUCACGCUCCGAGGAAAGAUCCCCCGACUGCGAAUUUCGGAUCCGACCCGAUUAGAAAACCCGGGAUCCGAGAAAUCAAAACCGGGAAGUCGCUGAGAGUGUACAACGACGACGAGCCGUUAGCUUACUCGCCCGUCUCUCUCGCUCGGUUCAACACUAUACUAGAAUCAGACGAAAACGACGACGUAGAGGAAGACGACGAGUUCCCCGGAUUCUUCCCCGAUUCUUCGAUCACGCCGGCGGCUUCGAUCUCCGGGAACCUCGAGGUUCAAUUGCUGCCGGAAUCCGCCGUGGUGGAGACCGGGAAAAGGAUCGAGACGCACGCCGUCGUCAUGAAAGUGAAGGCCUCGCCGAUGAGGGACGCCGUUAGAGCGCGGCGGCCGUCGAUCGAUCUGGUGACGGUUCUCGAUCUGAGCGGCGGCGGAGCGAAUUUGCCGACGGUUAAGCACGCGAUGAGGCUGGUGAUCUCUCUCCUCCGGGAGAUGGAUCGGCUCUCGAUCGUCGUGUUCUCGGCGGGGUCGAAACGGUUGAUGCCGUUACGGCGGAUGACGGCGAAGGGACGGGGGUCGGCGAGGAGGAUCGUGGACUCGCUCGGCGGAGUUGAAGCCACCGGCGGCGGAGGGAUGAGCGUUAGCGACGCGUUGAAGAAAGCGGUUAAAGUCGUUGAGGAUCGGCGGGAGAGGAAUCCAACGGCGAGCGUUUUGGUUUUAUCCGACGGUCAGGAUCAACCGGAGGCGGUUUUGAAAGCUAGGCUAAGCUCCACGCGCGUGCCGUUCGUCGUUUCCACCACUCGCUUGUCUCGUCCAAUGAUCCCUGUUCACUCGGUUUGGAUCGCGUCUCCAAGCGCGUUGCAGUACGCGCCUCUUCGGGACGCGUUCACGGAGCGAGUCGCUGCUUUGUUCAACGUGGUUUUGCAUGACGUGAAGCUUAAUCUAGGUUUGGUCUCCGCAUCCCCGUUGACCGAGAUCUCAGCGGUUUACUCUUUAACGGGCAGACCCGAGAGUUUCGGAUCCGGGUCGGCCGUUGUCGUCGGGGAUCUGUUCGCGGAGGAGGAGAGAGAAUAUCUCGUUGAGCUCAGAGUACCGACUUCUUCGAGCGGGUCCCACCGUGUGAUGUCCGUACGGUCUUCGGUCGUUGACCCCGCGACGCUUCAGCCGUUUCCUUGUCCGAACGAAAAACGGUUUUUGAUCCCGCGGCCACAGACCGUCCGAUUCGUCUCUGCUAGCAUCGAACGGUUGAGGAGUCGACACUCUGUCUGCCGCGCUGUAGCUGAGUCACGUAAGAUGAUUGAGCGUGGUGAUUUAGCCGGAGCCUAUGAGGUUUUAACAGCGGCUCGGUCAAACGCGUUGGAUGAGAAUGAUAGCUUAAAGAGCUUGGACGCUGAGUUAGCCGAGCUAAACCGGUUGAAACCGAGAGACGGUACAGCAAACCGAGCCGAAGAGGAGAAAACCGAGCAACUAACGCCUACUUCGGCUUGGAGAGCCGCUGAGAAAUUGGCGAAAGUGGCUAUCAUGAGGAAGCAUUUAAACCGAGUCAGCGACAUGCACGGCUUGGAAAACGCCAGAUUUUAAGUUGAUUAUUAGUUGGUAUGUAAUUAUUUUAAAUAUUAGUAACCAAUAAUUGAGUAAGAUAUCAUAAAUAAAAUUAUAGAAGCAUGAUUUUUAGAAAGGGACCCUAUAGGUGCAUGACAGCGACAAGCAGUAGCCGACGGGUGUGGCCUUUUUUGUAAUGCAGAGAUUGGUACAUUGAGAGAAUUAAUUGGUCUUGUAGCUUUUAUCAUCUCCCUUUUUGUAAUUUUCAGAAAAUCCAAAUUUGUGACAGAAAAAGUUGGAAGAAAAUAAAUGAAGUUUGAAUUU
Brassica rapa (field mustard) is the source of this 6410-nucleotide messenger RNA. RefSeq names its product probable E3 ubiquitin-protein ligase WAVH2. Lineage: Eukaryota; Viridiplantae; Streptophyta; Magnoliopsida; Brassicales; Brassicaceae. The record is from RefSeq and is a predicted model, not a curated record.